AUGGCGAGGAGGUGCCUCUGUCGUCUUCUUGCUAAGAAUUUUGUGCUCUCAGAGAUUUUCGAGCUCAAAGAUCUUCGACGACUAGUGAAGGAUCGACAGGAAUUUUAGACGUCCGGUGGGGAAUGGAGAACGCCGACGUAUUUUUAGGUCUGCAUGACUUUCUUGAGCGUAUGCGUCAACCAUCAGCCUCAGAUUUCGUCAAAUCCAUUAAAAGCUUUAUUGUAUCAUUUUCGAAUAAUGCUCCUGACCCUGAAAGGGACAGUGCCUCUGUACAAGAAUUCUUUGCCAAAAUGGAGGGAGCUUUCAGAGCUCAUCCACUUUGGUCUGGAUGCUCAGAAGAAGAGCUGGAAAGUGCUGGUGAGGGCUUGGAGAAGUAUGUCAUGACCAAGUUAUAUUCUCGUGUAUAUGCUUCGCUUGCAGAUGAUGUAAAAAUUGACGAACAACUUUCUGAUAAGAUGGCAUUGAUUCAGCAGUUCAUUAGGCCAGAAAAUCUGGAUAUCAAACCAAAUUUCCAGAACGAAUCAUCAUGGUUGCUUGCUCAGAAGGAACUCUUGAAGAUUAACAUGUACAAAGCUCCAAGAGACAAGCUUGUGUGUCUCCUUGGCUGUUGUAAGGUCAUCAGUAACCUGCUACUUAAUGCUUCUAUUGCUUCAAAUGAGAAUCCUCCAGGGGCUGAUGAGUUCCUUCCCGUCCUUAUUUAUGUUAUCAUAAAGGCAAACCCUCCACAACUGCACUCAAAUUUAUUAUAUAUACAACGGUACAGGGGACAAUCCCGAUUAACUGGAGAAGCAGCAUAUUUUUUCACAAACAUACUCUCAGCCGAGUCCUUUAUCUCAAACAUUGACGCAAAUGCCCUCUCAAUGGAAGAAACCGAGUUUGAAAAAAACAUGGAAUCUGCUCGAGCACUCCUAUCUGGGCUAUCUACUGAUGUUGAAUCUUCUUCUAAUAAAAGUAACUUGGAUGAACGAGUUGCCCGCAAUUCAGAACUUGUUGAAACCAGUUCUCAAGCUUCAAAUUCUGGAACAGAACCUGCAGUUAGACCCAACUCCCCAGAAUCAAAGCCAAGCACUGAGGGACCACAUGUCAAAUACCAGUCAACAGUAACGGAAGUUUCAACACUCUCAGAUUUGGAGAACAAGGGUGCAGCUAUGCUUUUAAAUGAUCACACAAGGAAGCAAGCCUUCCGAGAUUAUCCAUAUUUGUUUGCCCAAGUUGGGGAUCUUACAUUUAAUGACGUAGAAGAGCUACUCAAUCAAUACCAACAUCUAGUUUUCAAGUAUGUUUCCCUUUCUAAAGGACUGAGUCUCAGAUCUUCAUCCCCAUCUUCGUCAAAUUCUGAAAUGCAUUCCCACCUCAAUCCUGAAUCUUUCAAAGAACCUGAAGAUGUUAGAGACGUAACAUCAAAUGAUGAGUCUGCUGGAGAGACACAUACUAUGAUUGAUGGCCCAGAUGGAACCUCACCGUUUGGAGAAGAAAACGUUGGAUCAGGGUUAAUGCAAGACAAGGUAGUACUACCUCAGCAUGAAGUAAACGACACGACAUCCCUAUCCUAGCACUGUCAACAACUUUUGUGGGGACCAAUCGUCAAAUGUUUUCAGUCUGGUUAUCUUGAUUUAUUCCUCAAAUUUCUGUCCAUCUGCAAUGAGCAAUUGUCAUGUUUAGGAUCUGAUCUCAGGCCGAUGAUGGGCAUGGCAACGAAGAACAACAAUGGAGAUUUAGCCUUGAUUUUGGAUCUGGAAAGGUGACAGGAAAUGAAAUCCCCCAAGAAACAAACUAAUGGCUGCCGGAGUAACAAAUUUUCUUCCAAGCUUGCAUCCACAAGUAUGUUUUUUCUACUUUUCCUCCAUUUGUAACAUUGUAGCAAUUUCAUUCAGGAGCAUACUGAUGAAUUAUAAGACUAAAGUUUAUAUCAAUAUACGUUGAGAAUCUACAAUUCUUAUGCAAUUGGACAUUUUUUUGGACAUAAUGCUAGACAAAUCUCUAAUUCUCAUGCGUGGAUAUAACUUUCACUCAAGAAUCGAGGAAUUGACAGCUGAGUAGAACUUGGAGACACGAGACAGAGCAUGAGUAUAAAGGUUAGUCUCAUGGUAGUGAUAUUUUUGAAAUAGCUUUUGCUAAUUAGUAAGGUGUAGAAAUUCUAUUUGAUUUGAUACACGAAAAUUAUUAUAAAUAGAUGGCGGAUUCCUAGUCAGAGCCUUUGUUACA
This is a messenger RNA of Cucurbita moschata (crookneck pumpkin), 2205 nucleotides long. Its product is annotated as vacuolar protein sorting-associated protein 9A-like. NCBI's taxonomy places the organism in Eukaryota, Viridiplantae, Streptophyta, Magnoliopsida, Cucurbitales, Cucurbitaceae. Gene Ontology annotation, molecular function: small GTPase binding; guanyl-nucleotide exchange factor activity. The transcript is spliced from 5 exons. Gene Ontology annotation, biological process: vesicle-mediated transport. Bases 123 to 1553 code for a protein of 476 amino acids. Gene Ontology annotation, cellular component: cytosol; endocytic vesicle. The record is from RefSeq and is a predicted model, not a curated record.